AUGUCCAUCCGGCUCAAACUUAAAGGAGCAUCAGCACAAGUUCGCUUCGACUCUGACGCAGCACGCUGCACCAUGCCUCGAACCCGAAGUGGUGCGAAGGAGCCCGGGGCCACCUGUGACGUGGAAAACGUCUACAGGGAGUGGCAGGAUAACCAAGCAGUCAGGCAGGUGGCCGUCUCAACGGACCGGCUUUUUGUCUCUCACAAGGGGGAAAAGGAACCUCUCAAGUUCAGCAUCAAGGAUAGUGUCCGGAACAUGCAUGUGGUGACGCCUGUGCUUCAGAGAAUGGCUGCGCAUCCCUCACAUCCGUUGCCAUACCUUAAGCAAAUUGAGGAUGCUGGAGAAGCGAUUAAUGAAGGCGACCUCUUUGAGGUUGAGGGCGGAAGUGACUCCGAGAGUGAAGCUGAUGAUGCCUGGUUUGACCAGCUGGUUGAGAGCACUUUGUCAGCCGAAGCCAGGUCUACUGAGAAUCUUGAGCACCCUGCUCCACCAGAAGUGGAGGAUGCCUCUUCUCUGUUCCAAUUGAUGGAUAUUGAUCUCCUCUCGGAUCGCCCGCCAGUUGACUCACCCACGGUUGUGAAAGCGAUCUGGAGUCCAGAGCGGCCUGUUGCUCGCCCCUUGCAGCGCCAAGCUACGUCAGUGGCCAUGAACCAUGAGGUGGGUGCAGCCUCUUCGUCAACAGGUCUUGUGGCAAUUGAUUUGGAAGAGGACGAUGGAGAGGAUCUACAGCUUGGCCCUUCAGCUCUCUCCCAAGCUGAUCGAGAUGAAAAAGCAAAGCAAAUCCGCCAAUUGCGAGAGCAAAUUGUCAAGGCAGAGAUGGUGCUUGUGCCAGAGAGCUUGCCACUUGCAACGGAUGUGGAUUCCACCGUGCCAAUGGACUUAUCUGAAGGUGUUCCAGCACCAGUUCAGAGCAUGUUGCGCGCUGAGGAAGCUGCUGUGAAUGCGGAACCUACUCCGAAGAAGGUCAGCUGGGCCUUUACUUUUCUUGUGGGCUCGACCAAUUCUGAAGUCAUUGGCGUGGACGAGCCGGCAAAGGUUCUGCUAUGUCGUGAUCAGCUUGGACUUGUCCAAGAAAAAAGAGAAGAAGCAGAGGAGGCCAAGCAGAAAGGAAAAGGAAACGGGCGUGGACAAGGUCGUGGCCGUGGUCGAGGGAGGGGCAAAUCCGAAGCUUCAGCGGCAGCAUCUUCGAAAGCGCUGGCUGGCAAAGGGGAGAAUGGUUCACCAGUGGCGGCCAAGAGACCACCAGCUCACACCCCCGAAAGGAAGCAGCUUUUUCGUGAUGAUGCUCCUGCUCCUGAUGCUGAAGUGUCAAAUGAGUCGCCGGCCAAGCCGGUCAAGCCCAACAGAAAGCGCGUGAAGAAAUCUACAGCUCCUUGUCGCUUUCCGGAUGUUCCAAUGGUGGAGGAAGCCCAGGCUGAGAAGACAGAGCUUCCUUCUGAAGCGGCUGCCAAGCCCCAGCCAGACCCCCCCAUGACUGAGAAGAAGAAAGAUGCACCCAAGAAGAAGGCAAAGAAAGGUAAAGCGGCCGAGGCUGCAGCAGUUUCUGAAGACAGGAGCCAAGCUCAGCUGGCCAAAGAGGGGGAAACUGCAGAGCCCGCUCCAGAGCCUGCUCCCAAGAUUCCAGGAAAGACGUUGGUGAAAUUUUGUACGAACCACCUCAUGGACGCUCACAAGCAUGAAGCUUCUUGGGAUCAUGCUCUCAAGUUGUUCGAAGCUGCUCAGACUGUGAUCAAGAAGGGUGAUGAUUAUGGUCCUCAGUUCUCCCAUUGGAGCCUCUCCCUUUACUAUGACACGGGUAGAGUUGGCCUUCUCCAAAAGCGGGUCAAGAAGCAAGUGCAUGUGCUAUCUUUUGGUGGGGCAUUCUGCAAUGGCGUUAGCAUUCCUUUGGAAGCUGUUCGACUUUUUGUGCGAUUCGUUGGUGGGGACAAGCCGAGUGGCUACUUGAAGGACAUUGAUUGUGAAGAGGUCCAGGCCUACAAGGCUGCUUUGGCGGAGAUGGUGAGAGCCGUGGCCAUUGCUGUUGCGUUGGGUAAGGGCCCAACUGAUUUUGCGCAGUGA
Durusdinium trenchii is the source of this 2058-nucleotide messenger RNA. The record is from the annotation of a GenBank genome assembly. NCBI's taxonomy places the organism in Eukaryota, Dinophyceae, Suessiales, Symbiodiniaceae.